Cadophora gregata is the source of this 3500-nucleotide messenger RNA. RefSeq lists its product as uncharacterized. The record is from RefSeq and is a predicted model, not a curated record. The transcript has 4 exons. Gene Ontology annotation, molecular function: copper ion binding; oxidoreductase activity. Lineage: Eukaryota; Fungi; Ascomycota; Leotiomycetes; Helotiales; Ploettnerulaceae. Bases 1687 to 3264 code for a protein of 525 amino acids.
UACUGACAUGACCUUUGCUUUGAUAUUUCUCAGGCUCUUACUUCAUGCCAUACUGGGCUACGAGAUAUGAUUUAGCUGCUCUCACCAUUGAACUGAUUUCCUUUAACAAGCAGUCUGGAAGCAAAUUCCAUCUCGAGUCACCAUUCUCGCACAAGCUAAAAGUGCAAACGGAAUCUGUCCAGCACAUCUAGAGCCAAGGGAUGGAUCUAUCAGCCUCAUCUUCAGCGAGGAUUAACUACGUAGGUACAUUUGCCGUAGGUACCUAGACAAUGUCUCGGGAGUUGCCCACUCACCAGGGGAGACCAGUCCGUCACGUGCCCAACACGUUUAGUCGGGGCCGGGAAGUGGCGAGCCUUCUGGGUGGUGGUCGGAGUUCCAGGAUCUGGCCGUGGCAUUGUCAGCAACGUUCAGUGCAUCGAGGCCUCUUGGCAAUCAGGUCACGACUUUGCACGACUGGGCGACUGCACGACUGGCCACCACCAACACCUACACCAGCACCAGCACCAGCACCAACACCACCACUUCCAUCCAUCCACCCCCACUUCGGACUUCAAUAAUGCUGGAUGGAUUUGAAUCUAUUCUAGGGAAGUGGACGGAUGGAUGCCUUUGCACCACCUCGGCCUGCCUGCUUUGGACCAGAACCUAUCCCAGCCUUGCCCAGCCCAGCCCACCCAAUCCAGCCAGCUGGAUGCAAGUAAGCUCAACACCAUCCCGACUCUGCGGGUCGCACUAGGGUAGGGGUACCUAUGGGGUUUACCCGGGGGCGUGGGCGUGGGCGUGGGCGCGGCGCGGCGCCAAUACACCACCUCAUGAACAUUUGGAAGCUCGUAUGUUUUCCUCUUGGCACGCAGCAGUCGCAUGUGAGAUGAGGUUCGAGCCCAGCAAAUCGAGUUUUUCCAUUAUCUAUGCCACUAAAACCUAGCCCUAUCGUCGGCGAGGGCUUACCGAAAAAUGGCAGUAGGGCAGAGCCGCGGUGGCUGCCAACAGUCCACUUUGGCACCCUCCCAGAGCUUCGAGGCUUGGGCCAAAGAUACGGACUUCGGCUCCGCUAGCCAUACACAGUCAAUACGUGAGUGGCACAACUCAGCUAGACUUUCGGAGCCCACAGGAAAUUGCUGCAGAGAAACAUGAUCAGGACCUGCGGCAUAGUUUGCUUGAGGUCAUGACAUUUGGACGUCAAAAUGGACCAGACCGUCUGUCUGACUGGGGGAGAAGUCAAGUCCAUAUAACACCCUGUGCUCCUCACCAAGAUUUCGAUUCUGCACAGCAAUCAUCUUCCUCAUUCUUGAUUCGUCACAAGUCUCUCGAAUCCUCUCAUAAUGCACGCACAACACUUGUCACUGCUGGCUGCCGCCUUGUUCGGCGCAAAGGCGUAUGCCGGGAUCAAGGCUUGGGCAUCUCCAGAGUAUGUUCAACACCGCCUUCGUGACACAAAAAUAAUUCUCAGCCUCAACUUGCCUAUCUCCCAAAACAUGAGAAAUCUCAUCAUUUCCAUAGCUAAUUUGACUUAGAUACAAGGAGAUCUUCCAAAACGCACUUCCAAUUCCGCCUCCACUUGCCUCUACUGGCAGUUACACCAACUCAAAUACCGGAAAGACGAUUAAAUACUUUGAGAUUGAGAUCAAAGACUUCGAGAAGCAAAUCUAUAAGGAUUUGCAAACUACCUCGCUUACUGGUUACAAUGGCAUGGCUCCUGGGCCAACCAUACAUGUAACAAGAGGAGAGGAGGCAGUUGUUCGCUUUAUCAACAAGUCAAAGCGUGACUCGUCUAUCCAUCUUCACGGAUCAUACUCGAGAACUCCUUUUGAUGGUUGGGCUGAGGAUGUCAUCUCCAACGGGCAGUACAAAGAUUAUUACUAUCCCAAUGCCCAGCCAGAGCGAACAUUGUGGUAUCACGACCAUGCCAUUGGUGAGACAGCAGUCAACGCCUACUUCGGGCAAGCGGGUUUCUACAUCCUAAAGGAUCCCAAUUCUGAUCUUAGGCUUCCUUCUGGAGAAUAUGAUGUUCCUUUGAUGCUUGCCACUAAGCAAUUCCUCAGCACGGGAAAAUUACUCUCACCAGAGAACGAGCGUGACAGCUUGUUCGGAGAUGUGAAUACUGUCAAUGGUCAGCCAUGGCCAUUCAUGAACGUUGAGAACCGCAAGUACAAGUUCAGACUUCUCGAUGCAUCCAUCUCCAGAUCCUACAACCUCUAUCUUGUUGCCGAUGCCGAUCCUAAGACCAGGAUUCCAUUCACUGUUGUUGGUGCUGAUGCUGGCUACCUCGAUCAUCCCGUUCAAACUACAUCGCUUGUCAUCUCCAUGGCUGAAAGAUGGGAGAUCAUCAUUGACUUCGACAAGUACAAGGGCCAAAACAUGACCUUGAUGAACGAGCGGGACUUCCAAACGAACCCUGAUUACCCCGCCACUGACCGCGUUCUUCGCUUCGUUGUUGGCAAUGACACGAGCUCAUCUGACGGCAAUGGCAACAUUCCAGAGCACUUGGCUGACCUCGCAAUUCCUGCUUCACGCACCACAAUCGAUCAGACUUUCGAAUUUGGCAGAACAAAUGGUCAAUGGCUCAUCAACGGCGUCGGCUUUGAGGACGCAAAGAACCGUAUUGUUGCCUACCCCAGCCAAGGAAAGACACAAAGAUGGAGACUGAUCAAUAAGAGUGGUGGAUGGAGUCACCCGAUCCACAUUCAUCUCAUCGAUAUGCAGGUUGUUGCCCGCUCUGGUGGUCGCGGUGCAGUGACUCCUUAUGAAGCUGCUGCUCUCAAGGAUGUGGUUUAUCUGGGAACCAACGAGCAAGUCGAUGUUAUCGCCAACUUCGCCCCAUGGUCCGGACUGUACAUGUUCCAUUGCCACAACUUGGUUCACGAAGAUCAUGAUAUGAUGGCCGCCUUCAACGUCUCACAGGUUGAUCUGUCAACUUACGGUUACCCCGAGAAAGUCUCUUUCAACGACCCAAUGGCGCCUCUCUUCCGAGCCAAGGCAUACAGUGGAACCGAUAUGGCAGCUGUACAGGAUGUUAUGCUUCCAGGAAUGCAGAAUAUGGAUGCUUACCCAGAUGCUAAGGCUAUGGAGAAGGCUCUUGAUGAUUACUACAAGAACCCCCCAACGUCCAAGACAAGUUCCACUGCCACUUCUACAACUACGGUGCCAAGCACAUUAGUUACAAGCACCACCACUCCAGCGAUCACGAACAAAGCGACAACGACAAAGUCUGAGGAUAAGCCAAAGACCACGUCAAAGGCCACAACCACUACCACGAAGAAGAAGUGAGGAUGAUGUACAGAGUUAUGACUUUAUGAUCUCGAUGAAAUUGUAUAUACUGUUUUUCUUAUCUAGCGAAGCCGCUCCCUUAAUAUGUUACAUGCUUUGCGCAUCGUAUCCGGCGCAGGCGGAGGAAACUAGGAGUUUAUAGAAUGUCACAUUUCCAAUUCAAUCCACUGUGCACUCACUCCUUCCAAGUUGACUCAAUGAUCAUCACGUGAAGCCCCCCAUUCUUGGAAGACAUC